This is a messenger RNA of Anopheles stephensi (Asian malaria mosquito), 1319 nucleotides long. RefSeq lists its product as uncharacterized. The record is from RefSeq and is a predicted model, not a curated record. The transcript is spliced from 2 exons. Bases 144 to 1100 code for a protein of 318 amino acids. Lineage: Eukaryota; Metazoa; Arthropoda; Insecta; Diptera; Culicidae.
AGCAGUGCUGUGCUGUGUUGUUGUUGUUGUGGUGCUGGAAAUUUGCAUCCUUGCUUGCUUGAAGCAGGCUUGUUGUGUUUUUGCUUUGCUGCUGCUGCUGCUGCUGCCAACUGCUGUGCUGUUGAUCCGGCGAAUCGCGCAAUAUGGAGGAGGCGGCCAACACUUCCGGCACGACGAUAAUGUUGAUGGGCGCCCCGUCCCAGCACGACUUCAAAUGGACGCACGAGCGCUGCAUGCUGCUGCUGCACGAGUACGAUCUGCUGAAGGACAAGUUUAAGGAUCGCAAGCACAAGAAGAAGGAUCUGUGGGCGGAGAUCAGCAUGAAGUUUAGGAAGAUCUACGCGUACGAUCUCGAGUGGGACGUUGCGUACAAAAAGUUUCGCAAUCUCAAACAAACGUUCGAACAGGUGAGAGCGAAAAUGCAACAGCAGGCCAUCACCGGCCAGUACAGCAAUCGGCCAAAGUGGCCGUACUUUGAAAAGUUUCAGCAAAUACUCGACGAUCCCGGGGUCGUUGCGUACAGUUACACCGCCGAUCAGCACCAUCAGCAACAUCAACAGCAUCAUCACGACGACCACACCGACGAUCAUCAUCCACAUCAUCACAAGCAUCCGGCACAGCUCGAUCCGGGCACUGUCGGGCAGGUACUGGCCGGUGAAGAUUUCACCGACACGCUCGUAACCGUAUUUCCGAUGGGCGAUGAACUCGAAAUACCUGCCCAACCGGUCGAGGAAUGCAGUGUGGAGCAUGAUGAUGCCGCCAAGGUGGACCGUAAAGAGAUAGUAGUACAAACCGUUGUGGAAGGGUUAGAGGUGGAACAGGAGGAGGAAGAAGCCGGAGAGGAGCAGGUGGCGGAACACAUCGAGGAGGAAGAGGAGCCGCUGGCACAGCAGACGGAUGAGCUGGAGGAAGAAGCACCACACAGGAAGCGGUUCCGGCGGCUAGGCACCUACGAGCAGGAACGGUUAAUGAUCGAGCGCGAAAAGCUGGACACGCUGCGGGAAAUUCAGCGUGGAAUUGAGUGUAAAAAUGAUAUCCUGCGCGGCAUUUUGCACGUGCUGCAGUCACGGGUAUGGCAGGCACAUCCAACGAUGGAUUGAUGGUUGGCUGGCUGGCCAUGCUCGGUCGUGGAGCUGGGGGAGGACCAACACCGGGAGAUGAUGAUAGUACAAAGAGAGAGAGAGAGAGCGAGACGAGCGUUGGCUGAAGGGGAGAGAGCGUACGCGAUAGAUACACCUAUGUUGUACGUAGUUUUAUUGUAAAUUAAUAUUUUCUUUUAACUUCCACCUGUAAAGAGAUGGCAAAGUUUUAAUGCUCCA